Dentiscutata heterogama is the source of this 774-nucleotide messenger RNA. The record is from the annotation of a GenBank genome assembly. Lineage: Eukaryota; Fungi; Glomeromycota; Glomeromycetes; Diversisporales; Gigasporaceae.
AUGAGCAUUAAGACAUUCGUAUUCGAUGGGUACAAAAAAGAAAGUAAAAUCAUAUUAGAACUCAUGAAGUUCUUCGGGAUCAACCAAUCCGUCGAUGUCUCGUUAAAUUAUUUCGACGACAUUGAUACCAUUUCUCAAUGUGUUAUUGACGAAUACAAUCUUUAUGUUAAAUUAAGUGAUAUAAGACUCAAUGCGUCUCUUAUGCCUGACUCUCACAAUUCCUCUGGCAUUCAUGCGUACUAUUAUUUCGCAUUUAUUUUCGAUGACUUGAUGGUUUUCAAGGGAAUAGACUACAUUGAUGUUAUCAAAGGUCUGGAAGGUAGAGAGAAUAACUUACCACCUCUAGUAUCUGAGAUGCUGUCCAUUUUCAUGAAUCACUGGAAAAAAGAUUUUAAAGAUAAAUAUAUUUUAUUACGAACUGAAAUGAUUACAUGGGUGACAUCAGUGAAUCAGCAGUUACAAGUAUCAUUUAAUCAGAACGAAUACUUCAUCUUUAAGCUCAAAUGUCACGCAUCCUACCUAACCCUCGUCCUAAUGUUUCUAGUAAGAGAUGUCAACUGCACUUAUCUGGAAUACCGAACAUUGCAAACUACAUUCGAGGUGUUCAUGUUUUAUAUUAAUGAACUCGCUUCGUGUAUUCGUGAGAAAGAUUCUGGAGAACUUUCAUCGGUAGAUAAGCUGUUUAAAUCAAAUGAUUUCUCCAGAAUCUCUGAGUACUGCACCAAACAGCUCUAUAAAACGUUUAGAGAGUUUGAGGGCAAAUGCAAUCUUAUG